UUUCGGAGACAUUUUGAGAGUUCUAUUCUUCGAUCAAGAGAUGCAAAUGCUACAGAGGAUCAGCAAAAACUGGGAGAAGAAAAGUUACAAGAACUUUUGGGUCUUGUUAAUAGAUGUAUUAUAAGGAGGACGAGUGCUUUACUUACAAAAUAUUUACCUGUUAAAUACGAAUUAGUAUGUAUCUGUUCACUCACAGAACUCCAAACAACAUUGUAUGCCCAAAUGAUAAAAUAUAUGGAUAAAGAAUUGAGGAAGGCUAGAGGAGCUUUAAAUACCUAUACAACACUUGCAUUUAUAACAAACUUGAAGAAAUUAUGUAAUCAUCCACAACUAAUAUUUUCUAAAUGUCAAGCAAAAGAUGCUGGAUUUGAGGAUUGCCUCGAAUUAUUCCCUCCAAACUUUUCUCUUUCUACUAAUGGCAGAACCAAUGACAACAAUCGUGUUAUUUUCGACCCAGCAUGGUCUGGAAAAAUGCGAGUGCUAGAUUAUUUGUUAGCCUAUUCUAGACGUACUUGUGAUGAUCGUUUUGUACUUGUUUCUAAUUAUACACAGACAAUGGAUGCUUUUGAGCAGCUCUGCACUCUUCGAAAUUACCCUUUUGUUCGUUUGGAUGGCACAAUGUCAAUUAAACAACGUUCUAAAAUUGUUGAAAAAUUUAAUGAUCCAAAGUCUGAUUGUUUUGCUUUUCUACUUUCUUCAAAAGCUGGUGGUUGUGGACUUAAUUUAAUUGGAGCAAAUCGUUUAGUGAUGUUUGACCCAGAUUGGAAUCCUGCAAAUGAUGGUCAAGCAAUGGCUAGAGUUUGGAGAGAUGGACAAAAAAAGACUUGUUUUGUCUAUAGACUUCUUUCGAGAGGUACAAUUGAAGAAAAAAUUUUUCAAAGACAAACUCAUAAAAAGGCGCUUUCUUCUUGUGUUGUGGAUGAAGUAGAAAAUGUUGCGAGGCAUUUUAGCGCUGAUGAAUUAAAAACUUUAUUUCAAUUGGAGACACAAACAAGUAGUGACACACACGAUAAGCUUAAAUGUCAACGUUGUAUGAACGGAAAAGAAAUGAAAGAUCCACCAGAAACGGCUGAUACAAAUUCUGAUUUGGCUCUAUGGCAUCAUUCUGAACGUGAUCAUCGAAAAGUUCCUGAUCAAAUUAUACGUUCUCUUAGAGAGUGUGUUAAGGAUAUUACAUUUGUUUUUCACCAAAAAUCACACGAUGGAGUUAAUAAUCGUGAAUUAUCCCCUCCACAACAAUUACAAGAAGAAAAUAAAAAUGAAGUUGAAGAAGAUGAAAACAAAGAAGAAGAAAAAAUUUUAGAAAAAGAAGAGGAAAAUGAGAGGGAUGAAGGAGGAAAAGAUAAAGAAAUAUUUGAAAAACAAAAAACCCCACCAAAGAAAUUAACAGCAAAAAAAGUUUUGAAUAAAUCUGGAAGAAAAAGAAGUCAGGAAGAAAAUAAUGUAAGUGAAUAUAAAAAUGUAAAUGAGGAAAUUAUUAUUUUGUAA
Meloidogyne enterolobii is the source of this 1488-nucleotide messenger RNA. The record is from the annotation of a GenBank genome assembly. NCBI's taxonomy places the organism in Eukaryota, Metazoa, Nematoda, Chromadorea, Rhabditida, Meloidogynidae.